This is a messenger RNA of Gongylonema pulchrum, 357 nucleotides long. The record is from the annotation of a GenBank genome assembly. Lineage: Eukaryota; Metazoa; Nematoda; Chromadorea; Rhabditida; Gongylonematidae.
GAUGCCGCCGGCCAAACUGAUGAACAGCGUGGAGAAGAUAGUUCAAUAAAGAGAGCUGAAGUACUGAAAGCUGAAGCCGUUGGUCUCACGGUGCAGUGUUAUCAUAGUUUGGCUGCUUGCAUUGUGAAUGGCCAGAAUCGUACAGAAUCUGAUUUUUUGCGUGCCGUUGAUUAUUGUGAUAAGGUUCUAUCGUAUGAACCUGGGAAUGGAAAGGUUUUGCUUCUCAAGGUAUCGGCACUCAGAAAAGCAAACAGGCUCGAAAAUGCAGUUGCUUUUCUGCGGAAAUACGAUGACAACAGUUUGAAAGCGAAUCUGAAAGCAAUUGGUGCUCCAUUAGUUUCAUGCCUCGAAAAAUAG